Molecule: messenger RNA, 1065 nt
Organism: Thelazia callipaeda (thelaziosis nematode)
Lineage: Eukaryota; Metazoa; Nematoda; Chromadorea; Rhabditida; Thelaziidae
Source: the annotation of a GenBank genome assembly
AUGUUAGGAGCAUCAAAUACACUGAGUCAUCGUCGUUAUAAUCCACUUCUCGAUCAAUGGAUAAUCAUUGCAGAGAAUCGAAUUAAACGUCCUUGGCAAGGUGCUACAGAAGCAGUUAAUGCGAGUGUUAGUCGAGAAGGACCUAGUCAUCAGAAAAAUGCCCUAGCUCCAGGAGGUCUUAGAGCUAGUGGAGAAAUAACUCCUGAUUAUCAGGCAACAUUUAUAUUUCCUAAUGAUUUUCCUUCAUUAACAGAUGAUGGGGGAAAAGUAUCGCAACCAAUAGAAUUGAACGAGACUGGUUUGUUUAAACGACAAACUGUACGAGGGAUUUGCAGAGUAAUUUGUUACCAUCCGGAUAGCAACCUUCAAAUGUCACAAAUGUCACUUAUGCAAAUUGAAGAUGUAAUUGAUGCAUGGAUUGAUCAAAUUAAUGAAUUACAACACAAAUAUGUUUGGAUUCAGAUAUUCGAAAACAAAGGUGCUAUGGUCGGUUGUUCUAAUGUUCAUCCACAUGGGCAGUUAUGGGCUAGUGACUUUCUACCUACUCUGCCUGCUAAGUGCUACGCUACGCAGAAAGCUUAUUAUGAAAGAACGGGUCGAAUAAUGUUGAUGGAUGUGUUACAAUAUGAAAUGGAAUGUGGUGAAAGAAUUGUAACUUCUAAUGAUAGUUGGGUGGUAAUUGUUCCAUACUGGGCUUGUUGGCCUUUUGAAACAAUGAUUCUGCCUAAAAAGCAUGUAAUGAGCUUGAAUGAAAUUACUAAGGACGAGAAAAAAUUGCUAGCACAAAUUAUUCAAAUACUUCUUGUGAAAUAUGAUAACUUAUUCAAGUGCCCGUUUCCAUUUAGUAUGGGAUGGGAAGGUGCUCCAACGGGGCGUUACUUAAAUGAAAAUCGUAAGUUUUGGACGCUGCAUGCUGUAUACUUUCCACCACUGCUUCGCUCGGCAACGGUAAAAAAAUUUAUGGCUGGCUAUGAACUUAUCAGUGAACCUCAACGAGAUAUUACACCUGAAAAAGUACAUUUAAUCAAUGUUAAACAUAUCCGUCUUCUUAAUUGUGCAUGCUAA